Molecule: messenger RNA, 2077 nt
Organism: Osmerus eperlanus (European smelt)
Lineage: Eukaryota; Metazoa; Chordata; Actinopteri; Osmeriformes; Osmeridae
Gene: gpr157
Product: G protein-coupled receptor 157
Exons: 4
Coding region: 354-1346 (330 amino acids)
Biological process (GO): cell surface receptor signaling pathway; adenylate cyclase-activating G protein-coupled receptor signaling pathway
Cellular component (GO): plasma membrane
Molecular function (GO): cAMP binding; G protein-coupled receptor activity
Source: RefSeq, a predicted model, not a curated record
GACGAGUUUGUGUUCCGGGUAAAUGUCUCAGUGGCAGGGAGGGGUUAAUUUAACAUUCGCGUAUAACUAUUGUCGAGCUUCCUCUUUAGAUUCAGAAUGACUUUAAAUUUUACUGGCCAAAAUAUAGGUUUGCAUUACAGAUUCUCCUAUCAGAUUAACACAUCAGACUGAGAGUUUCUCUAUUUAAAAAAGUUUCUGUUUCGAAAAGUAAUAAUGCAAGAUGGAGUACUUAUCUCAGUUACACAGUAGCUUAUUUUGUGGAUUUUUGUCUUGGAGGAUUGUUAGCUUUGUUGAGUGAAGUUGAUUUGAUUCGUUUGGAGUUCAGUUGGUAAAACGUAGCCUGCCGCGCAGUUAUGGCUGCUGAAAGUCAGACUGUUGUGUACGUCUCUGAGCAGAUACUUGUUCUAAUUUCUUGUGCCUUCUCAUUUUUGGGAUCUUUCCUUAUCAUUUUCACGUACAUAAUUUGGCCAGAUUUGAGAACUACCCCACGAAAACUUUUAGUGUUCCUGUCGAUCGCAGAUUUUUUGUCUGCUGUCUCAUACGCGUACGGAGUUUGGAAUGUUUUUAAGACAGACUCUGUUGGCUGUAUCGUGCAAGGAGCAAUUUCCACUUUUUCAAACACAAGCUCGUUUUUCUGGACUGUGGCUAUCGCUAUCUACCUGUACAUUUUUAUCGUGAAGACCAGUCAAAGACUUGCUGAUAGCUUGGUGCUGUAUUUUCACUUUAUCAGCUGGGGCAUUCCCCUAGGCAUUACUGUUGCAGCCUUGAGCCUCCACAGGAUUGGUUACGACGCGUCUGAGGUGUCUGUGGGCUGGUGCUGGGUGAGCAUCAGUGCUCCUGACCAUGUCCUGUGGAUGCUUCUAACAGGAAAGAUCUGGGAGUUCCUGGCAUACAUCACACUGCCAAUCCUCUACAUCCUCAUCAAAAGGCACAUCUACCGAGCGCAUGCUGCACUGUCAGAGUACAGGCCUAUCCUGGCCACCAGCCCUCUGUCCAAUUCCCUCUCCUCCAUGGCGGACAGGAAGUUGACCUUAAUCCCCAUCAUCUUCAUCGUCCUGCGUAUAUGGAGCACCAUUCGCUUCAUACUGCUGUUGGUGGACUCCCCAGUCAGGCAAAACCCAGUGCUGGUCACUCUGCAUGGCAUUGGAAACACUUUCCAGGGGGCAGCCAACUGCAUCAUGUUUGUGUUGUGUACUCAACCCAUCCGCUCGCGCCUGUUCAUGCUGCUGUGUAGCUGCUGCUGUCUCUGCAGAACGGGAUCCUCUCAGACGCUCUCCCCCUCCCACGGGAGAACCGCCGGCAGGGAGGCCAACGCCACCCCUGGUAUCUGUGCAGACGAGUGCUGACGCUAGGAUGGACAGACCAGAGGGGAGGGAUAAUGUAGGGGAAGCUAAAAGGAGGAAGGAUACCCUCUGCUGCAGCCUCAUUAUAGCAAGUGGCUGUGAGAAGGGUCGAGAAAUUCUGCAGAAGCAUGCACAACCCGGGGCAAGUCACACAACGCGUAUGCACUUUGGGGGAUGAGGAUAACCAGUGUUUGUGUGUCAUUUUAGAACUGUGGUCACUAAUGUUUCAUGGUCCUCCAGCGUUUGUUGGUAAACUUGCACAUUGAAAUGUACAGCUACUUGUUUUUUAUUGAGUGAACCAAUAAGUGCACUUAAAGGGCAAUUUUUAUUUAUCUGUGAAGCUUUUUUAAUACCUAGAACAAAAAGAUCAAUGCAGUGCAAUACUCCACUUUUAUACUGUCAGUGUAAUACUGUAUGUACCAUCCAUACCAAAGGAAUAGCAAAGCACCCUGAUUUCCUUUUUUUUUUUUUUUUUUAAACACUCCUACUUAAGUUUACAACAUGUGUUCAAGUACUGUAUGUAUGCACUCCAGCCAACUGUCUUGUCACAAUCAAAGGAUGAUGACAAAGUGCACCACUGUCAUAGUCUGUCCGAGUUCUCACCAAUUCCUUUCUGGACAGAAAUCACUAGACUUAACAGAGAGAGUAGAUAAUAAACAUCAUACCUGUGUAGCAAGGUUUACUGUUUAAAUAUAUUUUAUGUAAAAUGAUCUUUAAUAAAAACCUAACACUGA